AUGGAUAAUUCAAAUUUCUAAGAUCAACAAUAAGAGAUAAUAAAAAUUGAUGCAUUAUCUCAAUAUACAUACAAAAAUAAACAAGUCUCAUGGAAAGAAUCUUCAACUCAGAAUAAUCGACCAUAGAAGAAUAAUCAAUUGAAAGAAUAGACACAAACAGAAUGCUAAGCCAAACUCGAGGCACAAAGUCAAAACCAGGAAAAUGAUACGGAAUAAUUCUACCCUUCUCAAAAAAUAAAUAAAAAUUCCUUUGAAAAUGAAUUAAAAUAAGAGAUCUAGAGUCAACUUUAUUAAACAAAUGAUUAGCAUUAACAUUAAAUACUAUCAUAAGCUCGUAAGAAUUCACAACUAAAAAUUUAGCCUGCUUUUAAUGUCAAUAUCUAAAUUACUAGAAUUUAUCAUAAAAAAUCAAAUUCUUAAAAUCCCGCUUAGAGAUAAUAGAAUAGAAUAUAGAAAGAAAAAAAUGAAUUACAGCCCACUCAAUAAAUUUAAUCGAAUACGAUCUAAUCAUAAUACAGUGAAAUGACUAAUAAAAGUGAAGUAAGCCCUACAAUAAAUUCAGAGGUGAGUGGUACUUAAAAUUAAGAAUCCUUUGAAAUUAGAUUAAAAUUCUCAGAUGAUCCAGAUUUAUAAGCGAAACAGUAGCUCUUAUUAGAGAUUCAUGAUAUCUUAAAGUAAAUUAAGAUUAGGUCUAAUUGUAAGAGACACUCAAUUUUGGAAGAUGCUCUUUAAUUGUGUUUAAUGUACAUUCCGUAAAUCAGAGUAAAUAGACAUUCAUUUAUUUCAGAAUAAUUUUAUCAGUAAGCAAAGGAAAUUUAUUAGUUAGAAAGAAAUAGAUAAGCAUUUGCAAGAAGAUUCUAUCAUUUGUUAUUGUUUUCAAAUAGUUGGACUUUAUAAAAUAUAACGAAUAUUCAUAAAAUAAUAAUGAAAUAUCAACAAACUCAACUUGAAUCGUAUCAUCUAUUUUAUGAUAUUAAAACAAAAACCUUACAAUUUCCAACAUCAAUUGUUUUUAGAUAGAUGCCUGAAAAACCAAAAGUAAUCUAAUAAAUAAUACAAAAUGAAUAAAAUAAAAGGAUUGUUUUGUCAUUAACUACAAAAACACUUUUUUAAUAUGUAAAUCUACCCGCAAAAGAAAUCGAUGAGGAUAUUGAAGAGUUUGGUGACGAAUUGUAAUUUAUUGAUAUGAUUCUGAACCUAAUUCCUCUCGCUUUAUGA
Molecule: messenger RNA, 1218 nt
Organism: Paramecium tetraurelia
Lineage: Eukaryota; Ciliophora; Oligohymenophorea; Peniculida; Parameciidae
Exons: 3
Source: RefSeq, a predicted model, not a curated record